Rhagoletis zephyria (snowberry fruit fly) is the source of this 1236-nucleotide messenger RNA. RefSeq lists its product as uncharacterized. Lineage: Eukaryota; Metazoa; Arthropoda; Insecta; Diptera; Tephritidae. The record is from RefSeq and is a predicted model, not a curated record.
ACGACGGAGGGGAAAUAUAUGAAAAACCUAUCGACCAACCUAGGAGUAAAAUUCUACGCGAGAUAUGUCGAUGAUGUAAUAUGUCUAAUAGAGGGAAACAAAGAGAAACAGAUACUAGACUAUCUCAACAAACAACACCAGAAUAUAAAAUUCACCAUGGAAACGGAAGAGGAAAGAAAGAUUAACUAUCUGGAUUUAACAAUUAAAAUAAACGAUACCACGAACAAGAUAGAGUUCGAAAUAUACAGAAAACCAACAGCCACAGACACAAUUAUACACAAUAGCUCAAACCACCCACAGCAACACAAAAAUGCAGCAUUUAAACAACUAAUAACGAGGCUUGAAAGGACCCCUCUAACAGAAGAAUGCUACAAGAAGGAACUGGAUACAAUAUAUGCCAUUGCGGAAAAUAACGGAUAUAGGAGAGGCCUGGUGGAGAAGUUAAGAAAGGACACAAAAUCGAAAAAGACUAGCAAAGAGGAAAACAAUAAAAAACCUUGGGCAGUUCUAACUUACACAGGAAAGACAUCUUACAAACUUGCCAAAUUCUUUCAUAAGUACGACAUUCAGACAUCAUUUAAAACAAGGAACACAGUGGGAAAUAUAUUGAAAGAGAAAAUAAGCGAGGAAGACCCGCUAGAUAAACAGGGUGUUUACAAGUUAACCUGUGAGUGCCGACACAGUUACAUAGGACAAACAGGGCGAAAUAUAAGAACAAGGUAUCGAGAACACAUAAGGGAUUAUAAUAAGAAAAAACAAAAACCAGAGGCUGCAAUAGAAUCGAUUUUCGCGAAUCACAUGAUCAAAAAUAAAUGCACACCAAUGGAGAUUGGACAAACCACGGAAAUUCUCCGUGCCAUACCUAAAUGGAAGCUGAUUGUAUCCAUUCCACUAUCGAACGAGCACUUAAGAAAAGAGAUAUCCAUGUUCCUGCAGAAUACAUUGAAAAUUCGUCCCGGUCGCGGCACAGGUGCUGCUAAAUUAACUGAUAAACGUGCCCUACGGUAUACACCAAGUGGCGGCAAACAUUUCAAACUAAGAUUCUCCAACGAAUGGGAAGUAAUACCGCAAAGAAAAUCCCCAGUAGCUGUUUCCUUGCCGCUUUCUCACCUUCCGAAUUUAUACGAGAGUAGGCGUACGAUUGCUCGCAGAAAGUAUGAGAUCUCCAGUAUUUCAAACGAUUACUUCCUGAAGAUUACCACGCCUACUAUGGCAAUUUACCCCAUGAUUGAAUAA